Molecule: messenger RNA, 1335 nt
Organism: Trematosphaeria pertusa
Lineage: Eukaryota; Fungi; Ascomycota; Dothideomycetes; Pleosporales; Trematosphaeriaceae
Exons: 1
Coding region: 1-1335 (444 amino acids)
Source: RefSeq, a predicted model, not a curated record
AUGGACGCUGAUGAUUGGCGUUACGUUAGCGAUUCGCAGGACCGGAAGAAGAUACAGAAUCGACUGGCGCAGCGAAGACGACGUGAGCACUACACCUACCGGCUAUCGCACAAAAGAGCUGAUCGCUUUGAAGGACAACGCCUGAAGAUGGGCCAUUGCGACGGUGACAAAGCUCCGCGCAGCAGGACUGGAAGUCCUGUGAGUGAUAAUAGCGGAAGGUGGGAGACAAACCUGGCAACUGUAACGAAAACAGAAGCUGAUCAUAUUCUUGCGCAAACCAGACGUUCAACCCUAGACUCCGGUAACACCAACCAUCACACAAAUCCCGCCCAAAUCAGUACAACGAGCCGGGACGAACCAAAAUCCACAAGGGUACAGCAAGAGCAUUAUCCUUUGGAUGGGUUAAACGACAGCCGUGGCCUUCUCACGUUGCCCCAUCUUGACCUUGAUGACUUCGCCGAUCCCUCCUUCAUCAUAGACGAGUCUCCAGACCCCUAUGCCUUUUCCGCGACUGCAUUGAACACCCUUGUGAAUAUGACAUGUUCGACUCCAGUAACACGGGACGGUUCCAGGCCGUCUGCAAUCGAUCAAUAUUUUCCUUUGGCUACGACACCCCACAUCGCAACCAGAGACGACCUCUCGGACGGAAACAUUACCGGGGAUGAAUUGUUCUCACCGAGACACCGAGGCGCAUACUCAACACGCGACCGAAAACUCGUUCAACGCAACUUCGAUCCCAAGGAUCGCUCUUCUGUACCCGAAGAAGCAAAGAUGGAAGAUGUCCAACAGCGCAUCUACAAAUUGAGAAACGCGCUCCCGAAUUCCAUGGGUCGCUCAAAUGAUUCAAACGACGACUGCGCGCGCUUCAGCCAUAUAUUUAAGGCUAUGAAAGCCGCCGGCUUCUCCACAUUCGACCAAAUGGCCGCAAGUUACUACACUGCCAACUUCGCCCGCUCCUCAGCUGCAUACGACAUGCAACGCCAAAGCCGCAUCCGGAAUCUUCGAAGCUUUCUCUCCACCAUAAAAUCUGAAGCCAAGUCGUGGGGUACACGAGAGCGGCGAGGCUGGACCGAGGAAAUCAUCGAUGCUGCGGAGGAACUGCAUGCUGAGGAGGUACAGAAACUACUGAAGGGAAUGAAGACAGGGAGUAUAAGAGAUGUUAGGCAGAACGGGAAUAGUACAGCAGCGCAGAAAGCCUUCUUUCAAGAAGAGUUACCGGACCUUUGGUCGUUAUUCAGCCAGAUUGUGGCUGCUUCGGGAUUGGAACAGCCGUAUUCUUCUAAGAUCGUCUUGUCUGCACUGCAGGUUUUGAUAGGGUCCGGCUGCACUAGAUAG